AUGAAGAGGAAGCAACUUCUUCUUCUUGUUUUUGCACUUCUCAUGCUUAUAGCUCCAGAUGCAGCAGAGUCAGGCAAGUCCUUAACUUUGCUUGAAUUUGAAACUGCACCAGCAAGAAAGAGUUUGGUGGCCACAAGAUACAUGUUAGCUACUUGGCUCAAUUCCAGGAAGCUGGUUAAAGUUCAAGCUGUUCACAAAGUUCCAUCAGGACCAAACCCCACCGGAAAUCAGAAACCACCAUCCAGGCAAGACUGA
This is a messenger RNA of Prunus armeniaca (apricot), 255 nucleotides long. The record is from the annotation of a GenBank genome assembly. Lineage: Eukaryota; Viridiplantae; Streptophyta; Magnoliopsida; Rosales; Rosaceae.